AUGCAGAUCACCCUAUCCUACGCAGCUGCUGGUAUCUUCGCCCUCUUGAGUACUAACAUCGAAGGUGUCGAUGCACGCAUGGCCCUCAACACUCGGAAACACAGUGAGGUUAAUCACUACCAACGUAGAUCAACCUCUAAGCGCGCUCCGUCGACUAUGCGAACCAGGGCCACCUCUGACUACAUCUCUGGUGGUCCAGAGCCCACCGCUCGCGAUACUUCCCAGUCUCAACCUGGAGACGACUCCCCUGUGGCCGGCCUUGCUCGUACUAGUACGGCCACUUCACCUAACCGCCAAUCUUCAUACUCUUACCAAUGGGACCAACCAUUCCAAAUGAAUGGCCUUCAAACUCCUGCGCCGCCAUCAGGUGUCUCGCCUGGCGUCACUGGACUUCCCCUUCUUGGUGGCGGGCUGGGUGGUGUUGGUCAACCUUCUGGACUGACAGGCGCUUUGCCCCUUGGACAGGGAGGACUUGGAGGCAUUGGAAACAACCCAUCACCUUUGGGAGUUGGUCGUCUUGCAAAUGCUCUCCCAAUUGGAGGCAGCGACAUGGGUUACACCUCACCGUUGGGAGGCGCCUUGCCCUCGUCACUCCGCAACAUUCAAAGCCCCGGUGAUCUCUUGGGAUUAUCAAGCUUAACAUCACCACUCAUGCACAUGGCUGGAUCGCCUGCUAACCUGCCCUCGACAUCUCGCGCCGAAGUCCCAUUACCUCAACAAAUCGACGGCAAUGGAUUUGUCAACGCCAACAAGAUCGACGGCGUGCUUCAUCGCAUCAAGCACGACAUCGAAAACAAACGCAUUGUUUCUCAUUCCGAGCAACCCACCAAUGCCCCGUCUUCUAACAUUCCCCAGACUACUGGAACUCAAGUCACCCCGCAGUUCGAGCAAGCUUCCAGCCCUAUGCAAGCUUUACCCCCUCCUGUUCGGAGUGCUUCAUCUCCUGUCUUCAAGAGCCAACCUGAAGGCUACCUAUCCCCAAAUCAGCAGCUUGCGCCAUUUGUUACUCCGGUUGCCGCUCGACCCCUUGCUCCAUCAAACGAUUCAUCUGAGCAACCACAAGCACCGGCGCAACUCAUGGUAUCACAACCACCUCAAGAAAAGGCCACUCCAAUUACUCAAAGUCAAUCAGGCGGGUCUUCGGGACAACCGGUAGCGCCAGAUGUCACUCCUGUCGCUACUCGACCUGUCGCUCCGUCCAAUUCUGAACAACCGCAAGUAACAGCUCAACCUACGGCAGCGCAACCACCGCAGAAACAGAUCACUUCUCCUAUUUCUAAGAAGCAACCAGAGCAGUACAUCUCGCCGGAUCAACAGCUUUCACCUGUUACUACCCCGAUCGCUGCUCGACCUCUUGUUACAUCAAACAACUCACCUGAACAACCUCAAGCAAUGCCCCAACCGACAGUAGAACAACCAGUUCAAAAACAGAUGGCUUCUUCUCCUCCUCACAAUCAGCUAUCCGGAUAUCUUUCCCCGGAACAUGUUGUCACCCCAGUGGCUGCUAGACCUCUCGUCCAAUCGAACACACCUGAACAGGCUCAAGCGACGGCCACUUCUGCUCCUGUGGCACCCGCUCAACCAGUCGAAGCGCCAUCAACAAACGCAUCAGCAGUACCCACUUCGAAAGCUUCUUUCGUUGCACCUGAGCAAAACGCAUCAAAUUCUCCUUUAGUCAAUAAGAAUGCCGAUAGCUCAGAAAAGACACCCGAGAACCGAGACUUCCCAGUCAGCCAGUCUACAGGCCGUAUCAACGUCCCAGCACCUCCCGCUUACAUUGGUAGUCAACCGGCAACUUCUCCUACCACAGCUCCUCAACAAGAAAACCCUGUUCCCUCAAUGAUCGCAUCCCCUGCUAGAGCAGUACAAGGUACGACUGCCGGAUCUGCACCAGCUGGUUCUCACACGGAUUCCUACUACUGA
This is a messenger RNA of Melampsora larici-populina 98AG31, 1923 nucleotides long. RefSeq lists its product as uncharacterized. Bases 1 to 1923 code for a protein of 640 amino acids. The record is from RefSeq and is a predicted model, not a curated record. The transcript has 3 exons. Lineage: Eukaryota; Fungi; Basidiomycota; Pucciniomycetes; Pucciniales; Melampsoraceae.